AUUUAGGAUGUAGCUGGACAGGAUGUCACACCAGUGUUCCGGGAAGUACAACAUAAAUCUAAUGUGAGAGUUAAAUAAGGCACACAUUAAAAGGACUACGUGUAACAUGAGCACACAUUAUUCAUGUUAUGUUAAUCCUGAUCAUUGAUGAACAUUGAAGUUUAAUGUCUUUAUUGCGCCAACAGUUCAACGUUUCAUGGUGCAAUGCAUGCUGGGAUCCACAGUUUCCGCUACAAAAUGAAGUAACUGAGUGAUGUCUGGCAAAAUCUCAUGCAGUGGGAACUGUGGUUAAUUGCCGUGUAAUCACUUCCAACUUUUUCACUGUACGGAACAGGCGAAUUUACAGAAUGUCUGACAGUUUUACUUAUCUCCAUCUUCAGCUAAUUGCAUUCCUGUUGAGUGGGCUGCUGCAGCGUGGACUGUUACUCACUUUUCGAGAAGAGCACAUUGAGCAAAACGAGAAGUGAAACCAAACUGCAGAGAAAGCAUGAACUUUUAAUCAAAACGGAAUGCAAAGAAAGAUACGCAUAGCUCUUUGAUUUGUUUUUCUUUGAUCUGAUAUAAAAGUGAAAGUUGCGUUUAUCAUAUAGAUCCAAAUGAUAUCCAAAGAACUCAUCCCCACGCUCCUGUUUGCAAGUUAUGUGACGUCAUUGUUGAGUAACCUUUUCUUAUCAGUGUGUGUUGGGGGUGGGGGUGUGCCCCGGCUGGGCUCCACAUCUGGCCAAACAGAUGUUGCGAGCCACCGUCGUGCUUCCGCGCUGUCAUUGUUUCCGCUUCCAGCUUGGAGAGCCUCGUCCCCUCGUUUUCCGUCCGAACCUCAGCGCGGCCGAAGCUCUCUUCUUCGCUCCCUUCUGUUUCCGCCAUGGGAGACAUGGAAGCUCCCACCUCGAGGCAGCCAAGCCGCAGUGUCCUGCGCUCGGUCCUCCCGAGCCGAGAGUUCGCCUCCUCCAGGAAAGGAAUGUUGCUCAUCGCUGAAGUGGCGCUGUCCUUCAUCGACUUUGUGUGCUUCGCCGCAUCCACGGCAGCUGCCUUUGUGACGGUCCCUCUCCUGGAGUUCCUGGCUGCUCUCUUCCUGCUCUUUGCCUACGCCACCAAAUUCAACGAGAGGUUUAAAGGUUUCCUGUGGCCUCUCAUGGAUUUCAUGAGAUGUGUGACCGCUGCCAUCAUUUACUUCAUCAUUUCCAUCAUUGCAGUAUCCAAAUAUGUGGAUAGUUCCUCCAAAGCUGCCGGGGUUUUUGGCUUCAUUGCUACUAUUGCAUUUGCUUUAGAUUUUUAUCUCAUUUUUAAUGAGCUUGCCAAUUUCCUGAAGCAAGGUGGAGAGACCACUGAGGAGCCUUCCAGGCAGCAAGAUGAAUUUUCAGACUCUGAUUCAGACUGAGAUGGUUACCAAUGACAACAUUUGUACCACAGUAACGAACACCCCCAGGAGACAAGACCUCACCUGCGGCAAUCAUGACACCUUGCAAGGCUUCUUUCCUUCUGUGCGUAGAGGAAGUGACGAAGUGACUCUUGCACAAUUGGGAUAUUUCAGGGUAAUUGACACCCCAACUUGUAAAUAUGUGGUACGUAGGUAAUCCUGUCUGAAUUCAUCUGUUAUAAUGUACUGUGUGUACAUCAAAGACCAAGGAUAUCUAUUUUUUUCCCUUUGUAAGAAUCAAAUUUUUACUCAACCCCUUGGUAAAGUAUGGUGUCUUAGCAUUAUGCUAAAUUUAGCUUUGAAGGGUUACUGGUUGUUCUCUUUGAUUUAAAAACAAAAAAAAAAAAACAUUGAAUUUCAAAAAAACAUUUUCAUCUCUUCAGUCAUGUGUAAGUCUGCAAUUUAAAGUAUAUCCACAGUAGAAUGGCUUUCACCUGUUUUAAAAAUGAAGGUUUUGUUUUAAUAAGCAUAAAAGUGAAUUUGUGAUAAAGCAUUCUUUUUAAUACGUACAGAUGUGUUGCAGGUUGGCUGGUUUCAACCGUUACACAAUUAUGUUUAACUUUACAAGGGUGUAUUUUCGAUGUGUUGACAUCAAAACUGUUGGUGUCAGUUUAUUCUUCAAUCUUUUUUUCUCUGAAAUGUCACGUUUGAAUAUUUGUGAAUGUGAAUUAAUCUACUGUACAGUAUGCGAUUCUUUCCACAUGUUUACAUAUUGAAUAACAAUAAAGUACGGCAACCUAAGAGCAUAGAAGAGCUGCCAGUGCCUUUUGUCGCCUGUUUUUUAAUUUACACUACCAUUACUGAUUAAUUAGAGGCACUAAAAAGCCAGAGUGAAUAGUUUCACAGCAUCACAACCGUAAUGACAGAAUUAACUCAACAGAAAUUGUCACUUGGUGAAGCAGAAAUCAUUUGUGGAAUUUCAAUUGCAAAAUUAUAGGGUGCAAUAAUAUAAAACUUGUACUUACAACCAAUACAUUCAUAGAAAUUGUUUCCAUGAUUUGAUACUCUGGAUUAAGUAUUAAAAAUGCAACCUGUGUCCAUGUCUUGUAUUUCGCCACUUGUCCCGUGAAAAACAGCUGUUUUUUUUUUUUUCCAAACUAAAAUAAAAGUUGCAUUGUAAUCAUCAGUCAUAAAAUUUAUGCGCAUUAUGCACUACAGUUUUCAAAUACCGAUUGACAGGGAAGACUCUAUCCACCCUUAAGGAGUUGCACACCGCCCAAACUAGGACAAAAGCAGGCCCUCCACAUCCUGGCCACAAACACACUUUACAUUUUAUCAAUGAGUUUUCAACACAACUUGUCCAGUAUGGUCAUGUGCAUGCAAUAUAGACAACAGCUAUUCACACU
This is a messenger RNA of Syngnathoides biaculeatus (alligator pipefish), 2763 nucleotides long. RefSeq names its product CKLF-like MARVEL transmembrane domain-containing protein 3. Bases 863 to 1378 code for a protein of 171 amino acids. The record is from RefSeq and is a predicted model, not a curated record. The transcript has 5 exons. Gene Ontology annotation, cellular component: membrane. NCBI's taxonomy places the organism in Eukaryota, Metazoa, Chordata, Actinopteri, Syngnathiformes, Syngnathidae.